Molecule: messenger RNA, 885 nt
Organism: Danaus plexippus (monarch butterfly)
Lineage: Eukaryota; Metazoa; Arthropoda; Insecta; Lepidoptera; Nymphalidae
Gene: Prdm13
Product: transcriptional repressor RHIT
Exons: 3
Coding region: 1-885 (294 amino acids)
Cellular component (GO): nucleus
Source: RefSeq, a predicted model, not a curated record
AUGGAGGAAACCCGGGUACUGUCGAGACGUGGUCUCCGGCGGGGAUGCCAUUCCGACGAUUUCCCGCUUAGAGAUCUCGCUGAGGCUGUUCAUAGUGGAGUGAAGGAAAAUAUAUACCUAGAACUGGAUUCAGGAAAUCAGCUCACAGCGCGAGGAGGUAUAGCCUUGGCGGUGUGUACCUCCCAACUUGCUCCUACUCUGCCUCUUGCCAGUGCUCUUCUAUGUCUUGAAUCCGGGGCCAGAUUGCGUGUGAGAAUAUUGACUGACACGCCACCAAUGCACGAAAUGAUGCUGUGGUUCGAUGAGGUUCUCUUGGCGCAUCUGGAUAUGCCAUUUCUAACACUUAGAAAUAUCACAGGCAAGAAAACUUACACAUGCCACGACUGCCGAACAGAGUUUGAACAUCCAAAUCUCUUGAAAGUGCACCUGUUUCUGGCUUGCCAUCCCUUCGACCCUCAUGUCUUUUGGAGAAGGUGCAUUAUAAAGCUCCAAACAGCACUAUCAAUCACGCCAGUUUCGCCCUUACCGACAUUACCGAUUACCGCAGACCCAGCUCAGUUGGAAGCGUUAGCAGCAGCUUGGGGCCGUUCCAGAGAUGGACACAUCUGUUUGUAUUGCGGGAAGUUAUACUCUAGGAAAUAUGGCUUAAAAAUUCAUAUAAGAACUCACACAGGCUACAAGCCGCUUAGGUGUAGACACUGUUUACGAGCUUUUGGUGAUCCCAGCAAUCUUAAUAAGCACGUUCGCUUGCAUGCGUCCAGUUCCGGAUCGAGUGAAGCACACGCGUGUAGUUUAUGUCAUAAGCCUUUAGCCCGGAAACGAGAUCUCUUAAGACAUUUGCGAUCUCACCAUCCACAUGCCUUAUCCGCUCAGAGUGAUACUUGA